Messenger RNA from Dictyostelium discoideum AX4, 1374 nucleotides. RefSeq names its product glycoside hydrolase family 7 protein. The record is from RefSeq and is a predicted model, not a curated record. Gene Ontology annotation, biological process: carbohydrate metabolic process. Bases 1 to 1374 code for a protein of 457 amino acids. Gene Ontology annotation, molecular function: hydrolase activity, hydrolyzing O-glycosyl compounds. NCBI's taxonomy places the organism in Eukaryota, Evosea, Eumycetozoa, Dictyosteliales, Dictyosteliaceae. The transcript has a single exon.
AUGUAUCGAAUUUUAAAAUCAUUUAUACUAUUAUCAUUAGUAAAUAUGUCUUUAUCACAAAAGAUUGGUAAAUUAACACCAGAAGUACAUCCUCCAAUGACAUUCCAAAAAUGCUCAGAAGGUGGCUCAUGUGAAACAAUUCAAGGUGAGGUUGUAGUUGAUGCAAAUUGGAGAUGGGUACACUCUGCACAAGGUCAAAACUGUUACACUGGUAAUACUUGGAAUCCAACCAUUUGUCCAGAUGAUGAAACAUGUGCUGAAAACUGUUAUUUGGAUGGUGCAAACUAUGAAAGUGUCUAUGGUGUUACCACUAGCGAAGAUUCAGUUCGUUUGAAUUUCGUUACUCAAAGUCAAGGUAAAAACAUUGGUUCUCGUUUAUUCCUCAUGUCAAAUGAAUCAAAUUACCAAUUAUUCCAUGUACUUGGUCAAGAAUUCACUUUUGAUGUUGAUGUUUCCAAUCUCGAUUGUGGUCUCAAUGGUGCACUCUACUUAGUCUCAAUGGAUAGCGAUGGUGGUUCUGCUCGUUUCCCAACAAAUGAAGCCGGUGCUAAAUAUGGUACUGGUUAUUGUGAUGCCCAAUGUCCAAGAGAUCUUAAAUUUAUUAGUGGUUCUGCAAAUGUUGAUGGUUGGAUUCCAUCAACUAAUAAUCCAAAUACUGGAUAUGGUAAUCUUGGUUCAUGUUGCGCUGAAAUGGAUCUUUGGGAAGCAAACAAUAUGGCAACUGCUGUAACUCCACAUCCAUGUGAUACUUCAAGCCAAAGCGUAUGUAAGAGUGAUUCAUGUGGUGGUGCUGCUUCUUCAAAUAGAUAUGGUGGUAUUUGCGAUCCAGAUGGUUGUGAUUACAAUCCAUACCGUAUGGGUAACACCAGUUUCUUUGGUCCAAACAAAAUGAUUGAUACCAACUCUGUAAUUACUGUUGUAACUCAAUUCAUUACUGACGAUGGUUCAUCCGAUGGCAAAUUAACCUCAAUCAAGAGAUUGUAUGUACAAGAUGGUAACGUUAUCUCUCAAUCAGUAUCAACCAUUGAUGGUGUCGAAGGUAAUGAAGUCAAUGAAGAAUUUUGUACUAACCAAAAGAAAGUAUUUGGUGAUGAAGAUUCCUUCACUAAACAUGGUGGUCUUGCUAAAAUGGGUGAAGCCUUAAAGGAUGGUAUGGUUCUUGUUCUUAGUCUUUGGGAUGAUUACCAAGCCAACAUGUUAUGGCUCGAUAGUUCAUAUCCAACAACUUCAUCUCCAACAGAUCCAGGUGUUGCUCGUGGAUCUUGUCCAACUACCUCUGGUGUUCCAUCUAAAGUUGAACAAAAUUAUCCAAAUGCAUACGUUGUCUACUCUAAUAUUAAAGUCGGUCCAAUCGAUUCAACAUAUAAAAAAUAA